Molecule: messenger RNA, 504 nt
Organism: Brassica oleracea var. oleracea
Lineage: Eukaryota; Viridiplantae; Streptophyta; Magnoliopsida; Brassicales; Brassicaceae
Product: transmembrane emp24 domain-containing protein p24delta3-like
Exons: 4
Coding region: 1-504 (167 amino acids)
Source: RefSeq, a predicted model, not a curated record
AUGGCUGCUAAGAUGAGCAGUGGACUCCUGACGAGACUCCUUCUCUUCUUUCUGGUUCCGGUGAUGAUUCAGGUCGGUGAAGCUAUAUUGCAAGACAUGCCUCCCACUGAUACAAGGUGCGUGUGUCAAGAAAUCAAUAGUAAUGUCGACAUAAUCUCCGAGGAUCAUUUCGCUAUCUCAGUUAAGGUGACCUCCCCAUACAACAAAAAUAUUAGCAUCAACGUUGACCGCAGUAAAACUACUCAGAAAGAAAAGAUUGAGGGAAUGGAGGUGGAGAUUAGAAAACUUGAAGGCACAGUCAAAGCCAUCCAUGAAAAACGGGUAAAAGAAUCUUCAACUUGCACCGAUGUGAUGACAGUGAGUGCGAACACGAACACGCUAUUAGCUUCGUACAACACGCUAUUAGCUUCGUACAGUGUAAUGGCGGUGAUUAUUUGCAUUAUGGUCUCUGUUUAUCAAGCAGUCUGCUUGAAGGCAUACAUAGAGGCGAAGAAACUUACAUAA